Molecule: messenger RNA, 4436 nt
Organism: Magallana angulata
Lineage: Eukaryota; Metazoa; Mollusca; Bivalvia; Ostreida; Ostreidae
Product: amiloride-sensitive amine oxidase [copper-containing]-like
Exons: 3
Coding region: 447-3254 (935 amino acids)
Biological process (GO): amine metabolic process
Cellular component (GO): plasma membrane
Molecular function (GO): quinone binding; copper ion binding; primary methylamine oxidase activity
Source: RefSeq, a predicted model, not a curated record
UUUCCUUGAAAAAUGAAAUAAAACACCGGUAUUUCCCGACAGUCUUGACAUUGCUCGGCAGUCCAGCUCAUGUGUGUUAAUAAACAUGUCACUUUAUCUCCUACAGUAAACCGCCGGAACAUAACGAGGUUCCACCUUCAUGACAACUUGAACACAUCGUUUGUAAUAAUGUCCGAUUAAACGGCUGGUUGGAGUGUACGUAUUUCCCGGUGUCAUCGGACUAGCGGUCCUAAAGUGCCGCGGAAUGUAGCCUUCCUAGGGAAUUUCCGUGGAAUCAUGGAUGUAUCGACAUGAAUUAUCGUGGUGCAUUUGAGUGAUCAUGUUAAUCUAUGCAAAAAUGCCAAAUUCUAACGGAAGCGAUUGCAAAUAAAGAGAACAAAUCACCCAAGUGGAACAGCCAACGAACGUGAAAACAAUGGAUGAAGAUAGACGACAAGCAUUAGGGGAUGGAUCAAACCAGUUCUAACAACCACCAGUCAGGAAACAUGGCCAGUGAUUUUUAUUCAUUUUCACCUGAGAACACGACAAAAAAGAAGACAAAGGCUGUCCGGAUCACGAUUUGUGCCCAGGUGACGGGUGUGGCCCUGUUUUGUUUGGGGUUGGUAGUGGGGCUUCUCAUAGGAAUAUACGGUUUUAAUGGCGUCAACAAAAACGAGAGCGGUCAUUCUAGUCCUACCCAGAGUAAAGUUGUUGGUCAGAAUGAGAAUAGACAGACAAAACCUGUAGAUACGCAUGAUCACACACAUAGUCACGGGUCACGGAAACCCCAAACUGUAUCUCCACCCACACCGGGCUCUCAUGGACACAGUCAUUCACCCGUUGAUUCUCAUGGUCACGAUCAUGGUUCACUUGAUUCUCAUGGUCACAGUCACGGUCCACUCGAUUCUCAUGGCCAUGGUCCAGUGGAUACGCAUGACCAUGGUCAUCAUCACCCGCAUCCGUCCUCGGAGAAUAUCCUGGACUCUCCAAACGUCGAAGCUACUCUGCCGAGCACGGACACUGGUCUCGGUAAAGAACCAGUAUCGGCACCGGAAGAUGAACUACACUGCACCCCGUGUAAGUGGACUCAUCCUGUAGACGAAGUAACCAAACCAGAACUCUUCUCACCAAUAAACUCGACUGAGAUGGUUAAAGCCCGAGACGCCCUAUACCGAGCUGGAAUAAUAACAGUAAAACCUGGCCAGGAGUUAGCAUUUAACGAGUCGUAUGUCCAAUCCAUGUACUUAUUUCCACCUGAAAAAGUGAAGGCACUAGCGUACCUAGAUCAUGACGGACCCUUUCCCGGUCGCUAUGUUACAGCAAUGGUUGUUGAGGGGGCAAAGAAAGAGCCACAACUUAUGAAAUACAAAAUAGGACCAUUGGAAGGGGAUGUAGAAAACAUGAUGAUUUCUCCCUUACUGAAACCCAAUGAGGUGCCAUUCAGUAACCGCCCCUAUGACACUGUAGAGACACGAGAGGUUAUUCUUACAGUGAUGUCCGAACUAUACCGCAUCAAUUCAAUGAUGGAGGAAUGCUUUGAUUCUAGAACUCCCUACAAAGAUAUGAGCGUCAUGCCUAAUGGUCCCUUCAUGCACAACAAUGAGCGCACCAGCCGAUGGACGGCAGGGCUGAGGGGACUCGGAGACAAAGAUUUUGACUUUUUGAACGUUCUUCCACUGAACGGAUUAAUCUAUCAUGGCGGACAAGAUCCAUCAAAAUGGCGAGUGUACGAUAUAUUCUAUUUGAACCAAGGUCCUUUUGAUUCCGUGAAUGAGUUAUACGAAGCGUACAAUUCUUCGCAAUUGGUUGUGGUUCAUUAUCCCGAAGGCACAAGAGAAUGGAUAAAAAGAAACACAUUCCCGAAACGAGAUCUAUAUCAACCAAUUCGCCCACACUCUGGAAGACUCGGCGCAAAUACUGUUGAACCUACAGGACCUCGAUAUCGACUAAAGGGCCACACCAUCUCGUGGCUUGGGUGGGAGUUCUCCGUUACCACAUCUCAGCACAGGGGUCCUGCAGUGUUUAACGUGAAGUUCAAAGGGGAGAGGGUAGUGUACGAAAACGCCCUGAACGAUAUUGGAUUACUGUACUCUGCCGACGGAUCCGGACAAGACAGCAUUUUUUACACCGAUUCUACUUUUGGUUUAGGAGAGUCCAAAACGGCUAUUUCGGACAUUGAUUGCCCUGCUCAUGCCUCCUACAUCAAAAGUGUCAUGUGGAGCCCCACGGCCAUGAGGGGCUCAGAACUUCUGACAAUAUGUAUAUUUGAAGUGGAUGCGCAAGAACCAUUGUAUCGUCAUAAAGGUGAUGACAUUGAAGUGGGCAUGCGCAAUCGAUACUUAGUAGCGAGAUACCCUACCCAACUUGGCAAUUAUGACUACUUAAUUGAUUUUCAGUUCCAUAUGGAUGGUAAAAUCGUGACUACUGCAACGGCUACAGGCUUCAUUCAAGCAUCUUAUUAUUACAUUAAUAGUCAGUUCGUGAACCCCAAUAACCCAGGGCAGACUCCGUUUGGAUACAAAGUUUCCAAUGACAUUAUAGGACCAAUCCACGACCACACGUUUGCUUUCAAAGUAGAUCUCGAUGUUGUAAGUGAAGAAAAUGACUUUCAGCUUAUUCAUUGGAAAUAUGGAAACAUAAUGGACGCACUCAAGACUGUGAAGAAGGAAAAUAUAACAUUUCCAGGUUAUUUCUUCCACAACCAAACCCGGUAUGUUGAAUGGGAGCACGUGAAAAACGAAAGGGCGCUGAACAUCGACUCAAAAAAUCCCAAAUUCUGGACUUUCGUGAACAAUAACAAACUCAAUUCUUGGGGAGUGAGUAGAGGUUACCGCUUGGUGCCUAUGCACUCGGGAACUCAGAAUAUUCAGGAUGACCAUCCGGAGGCUCAGCACCUAUCAUUUACACAACACCACCUAACAGUAACGAAGAGAAAGGAAAACGAACAGUACGUGAAACCAAUCUAUAACCCAGGGAACACGAAAGAUCCCGAGCCUUCCCGAAAGUAUGUGGAAAGCAUGGUGGACGGAGAAUCCAUAGAAAAUACUGAUAUUGUCGCCUGGGUGGCCUUGGGGUUCCUCCAUAUUCCUACCGCAGAAGACGUUCCCAUGACGACUAAAGUCACAUCCGGGUUUACUUUAAAGCCUUUUAACUUUUUUGAUAAGACGGCUGUGUUUGAUAUACCGUCUCAUGCAGUGGGAGUUAAUAAAACAAAGUAUGACGAGGAGCCGGCGGAGCUUCCGUGUCAGUUCAUACCCUACAGCGUGCAAGGAUGAUCUGUGUAAUCAAUGGUGCUCAAACAGCGUGCAAGACUAAUAUCUACAUGUAUAUAAUCAUUGGUGCUCACACAGCGUGCAUCAAGACUGAUGUCUAUGUAACCUUUGGUGCCUAAACAGCGUGCAAGGCGUAUUAGGCUUGUCUGUAUGAUCUUUGGUAAGCACAUAGCGUGCAAGGCGUGUAAGACUGAUAUUUGUGAUAUACUGGUGCUCAUAGAACGCCCAGUAUUGAUUCGUGUACCUGUUUAACUACAUUGUAUAAUUGGUGCUCACCUUUAAGGAUGUAAACAGUAUAAUAUUUCACUGGAUGACAGGAGAGGGAAAUAUCCUCUACAUAAACCCUCAUGUAUCUUUUGUAUGAAAUUUAUAAUUGAAGUACAUAUACAUCUUUUGAAUCUUCAUAUUUUCUUAAUUAAGUGAUGUCUUUUUUAAGUUAGUUCGUAUUGAUUGAAACCAUCUCAAUCGUUGUAAGUUGUUAUCAGUUAGUUUAUCUCGGUUUAAAUUUUUGUUUUGCAAUCGUUCAAGAGUACAUAAUUAACUAUGCAGUUCAAACGACAUGAUAACAUUAAGGAAGAGCCUAACUAAUUCCUACACAAGAUUCAUGCAGCACACAUGCGUCAUUGAACAGGUACAACAUAACAGUUCGCCAUUGUUUGGUUUUGUGGUGUAGCCAAAUAAUGGUAAAACAGUUAUCUGUCUGGCUAAAUUAAAAUUUCAAGGUGAUUGAUGAUUUAUUUAAUCCAUAUGCAGUGCUUAUUUUGUUUGGUAAUUUGUCUUAUAAUGAUCUCAUUAGAUGUUCUGAUUGAAUGUUAUUUAAAAUUGUACUGUUUAUCAUCUCAACUGUAAAAUAAAAAAAUAAACACAUAUGUAUAUAAUGCUUUGGUCUAAACCGUGCAUGUUUCAGACCUUAAAAAACUUUGUGUGUUAAAUUAAACCUACAUCUUACGUCACAAAGCAUUGCAUCCAAAAUAAAACUGAAUAAAAAAUCAUAAUUUCUCAUUUUGUAUAUAAUCCGAGGAUGGGUGAUGAACUGUUGUUGUAUUGGUAUAAUUGCAAACUGACAAGUACUUGAAUAUUUUGGACACAAAAUAAUGCAUAAAUAUAUUUAUACUGUAUAUAAACUUUAAUCGAAACAUUCAACUUUUAGAUAAUUUUAUUUUGCAUUAAACAGGGGGAAAAAGG